AUGCCUGCACUAUCGCAUGCGAUUGAUGCCGGGAUUGCUAAGCUUGAGGAUUAUGUCAAGAAAUCCAGAUCUUUGCCGGCUCAUGCCCUUGCAAUGGCGCUCAACCCGUCCAUUCGUUACUUCUGGAUCGAGAAGUAUUGGUCAUCUGAAGAGGCGCUGAAAGCAAAGGAACUUGUCCAAGAACAUCUAUUACAAUGCCUUGAAGAGCAGGAAGCUAGGCGUCAGAAUGCCACACAAAGUACCAUGGUAACAGUCGCGCAUACGGCUAGCCAGGCCGCCAAUGGGAACCUUACUCGUGGGCACGAAGCAUUUUUAGUCAACGAAGGUGAUUUGCGGCCCGUUUCUAGCUAUUGUACCGAGUACAAUCCAACUUCGUCCCCUCCAACUUGCGCCCUCAUUCACCAGCUUCACUGGAACUUGAACUCAGCUCCAACGGCUCUCCCACCCCUAGCACGGUUGAUUCAUCCAGCUCAACAGUUCUUUGAUCCGAUAUCAACGCUCGAAACCUUGCAUUGGUUAAGCUUGAGCACAAAGCAUUCCUUGAGCAGAAGGUUAUUCCGCCAGAGAAGUUGA
This is a messenger RNA of Rhizoctonia solani, 573 nucleotides long. RefSeq names its product hAT family dimerization protein. NCBI's taxonomy places the organism in Eukaryota, Fungi, Basidiomycota, Agaricomycetes, Cantharellales, Ceratobasidiaceae. The transcript is spliced from 2 exons. The record is from RefSeq and is a predicted model, not a curated record. Bases 1 to 573 code for a protein of 190 amino acids.